AUGGACGAGGAAUGCAAGGAGCAAUGGCAGUUUCUGAUCGGGAAGUGGUUGGACUGCAAGCAGCGAGGGAAAAGCUACGUGGUCAACUGGGCCAGAGGCAAGCCUGACAGCCUCUCUGUGAAGAUGCUGAGAGGGGGCAAAGGGGACAGAGGUGGCAUAAACGUCGUGCUGACUUAUGACAAGCCCCGCAACCUCUUGGUGUGGCCGGCGAAGAGAAAGUUCACACUGUGCUUGGACGACUGCGGAGAAUCCGUCAGGUGGCGUUACCAGGACACGGGUGAGGCAGCCAAUGAGUGGAAGCAGGAGCCUGUGUCGCGAGCCCCGCUCGACCGCAAGCGGCGCCUGGAAGAGGAUCGAGGCCUCUCUGAGCCAGAGGAGCUGGCAAGCGACGACAUCUUGGACUCGCCGGAGCUCGACAAGAGCCAGGUCUUCUUCCAGAUCGUGACCUGCGGCAAGGAUCGCUUUAAAGAUCACCACAUGCAGGAGCAGGCCAUCGUUUUUGACGUCAGGGACUUCCACGACCCUGGAGCUGGCGAGCUGAAGCACCACGAUGGGCGCCACGAUGAAAUCAUCACUCGCAUCCGGCAGCACGGCUCCUUCGCUUCCUUAGUCGCCAGCCUUCGUCGCCGCAUUCGCAGAGCAGUUGAAGGCAGCCCAUGGCCCGGCCUCCAUCAAGAUCGUGUUCUACUGCAAGUCGGGCGCCACCGCUCGGUGGCGUUGGCACGAUCUUCAAUCUACAUCCUGCUGUACGAGAACUUCCGUAACACGAAACUGGAACAUGAAGGCAACUUUGAUGGCUUCGUGUGCUGCCAGUGCGGGAGGUGCAGGUGCAGGACAGCUUUGCGACUGCAAGCCUGUGAAGACGCGCUGCGCGAAUGGAAGAGACGUAGACCAAGCGCAGCUGCUUGA
Molecule: messenger RNA, 909 nt
Organism: Symbiodinium natans
Lineage: Eukaryota; Dinophyceae; Suessiales; Symbiodiniaceae
Source: the annotation of a GenBank genome assembly